UCUUACCGCUGACGCACUGGCGAGGCGCGUGCAGUUGAGAGAGGUAGGAGCUCGCGGCGACAGCGGACCGUUAGCUCCAUCUGCGUGCAGAGCGGGAAAGCUACAUUGUGAACGAAGAUCAGUUGCGGAGACUUGCGGUUAAUGGCAUCGUUGCGCUGGGAAGGACGGGCAGUCGCCCGCGCCCUCUCCAACUAUGACCGCACUCGCGCCAAUCGGAGUCAGCAUCACGACACGCGAGCCAGCGCAGCGACAACGUUCCCUAAUAUUUCAACAGCGUGUAUUUGUUCGUUUUAAAAGACGUCUGUGCAUUGAUUUUUAAAUUAUAUAUAAGAUAUGCAUUAGUCUACAAAGGUUUUUGAAAAUCUUUUUGUAACUAGUUUUUUCUUUUUUUUUUUCAACUGUAAAUAUUUCGGUGUGGUAGGGACUACGGUUUUAGGGACAGAUCUAAAAGCGCAUCGUGCGCACAGGUGUUCAUUUAGAGGUAUACGGGAUCUUAGGUUUUGGGAGGAAAAUGCAGAAUUCUUGACAUCCUUCGGAUUCUCCGUUUCCACCACUGCUAGUAUAAACAUUUGGUACACGGCAGUUUCUCAGCGGAAUUGAUUUUGGAUUGUAAAGUUCUGUUCCAUUUGAAGUUUCAAGAUGGCCGACGCGUGGGACCCCCGGGAGGGCGUGACCGCGGACCCCUGGACGUUCCCGCCCUCGGGCCCGAACGCCACGCUGUCGGAGCCGCUGCUGUACGACAGCUUCUUCAACGACUCGGAGGCGGGCCCGGCCAACGGCACCGGCCACGGCUUCGACAAGGCCAGCACGGUGGUGGUGACCUUCGUCUACCUCGCCGUCUGCGCCGUCGGCCUGUGCGGCAACGCCCUGGUCAUCUACGUCAUCCUGCGGCACGCCAAGAUGAAGACCGUCACCAACAUCUACAUCCUGAACCUGGCGGUGGCCGACGUGCUGUGCAUGCUCAGCCUGCCCUUCAUCGCCAUCCAGCUGGCGCUGGUCCGCUGGCCCUUCGGCUCCGCCCUCUGCCGCGUCGUCAUGACGGCCGACUCGCUCAACCAGUUCACCAGCAUCUUCUGCCUGACGGUGAUGAGCGUGGACCGCUACCUGGCCGUGGUGCACCCCAUCAAGUCCACCAGGUGGCGCAAGCCGCGCGUGGCCAAGGGCAUCAACGUGGCGGUGUGGGGCGUGUCCCUGCUGGUCAACCUGCCCGUCAUGAUCUUCAGCGGCCUGCUGAGCUCCCGCAGGGGCGGGGCGAGCUUCUGCACCAUCGUGUGGCCCGAGCCACAGGGGGCCUACUACACCGCCUUCAUCUCCUACACCUUCCUGCUGGGCUUCUUCCUCCCGCUGGCCGUCAUCUGCCUCUGCUACCUGCUGAUCGUGGUGAAGGUGAAGUCGUCGGGCCUGCAGGUGUGCUCGUCCAAGCGCAAGCGGUCGGAGCGCAAGGUGACGCGCAUGGUCUCCAUCGUGGUGGCAGUCUUCGUGCUCUGCUGGCUGCCCUUCUACGUCUUCAACGUGACCUCGGUGACGGGCAGCAUCAACAGCACGCCGGCGCUCAAGAGCACCUUCGACUUCGUGGUGGUGCUGGGCUACGCCAACAGCUGCGCCAACCCGGUGCUCUACGCCUUCCUGUCGGAGAACUUCAAGAAGAGCUUCCAGAAGGUCCUGUGCCUGACGAGGCGGCGGGGGGGCGGGCCCGAGGAGGCGGAGCGCAGCGACAGCCGGCAGACCCGCGCGCGGGGCGGGGCCAACAACGACGUCACGGAGACGCAGAGCGCGCUGCUCAACGGCGACCUGCAGACCAACAUCUGAGCGUGCCCCGAGGGGGUCACGGGGUCAAGGGUCACGGGGGUCACGGGUCAUGUGCACACCCUCGCCCUGCCCCUCCCUCUCCCCCCGGGCGAACUGCAGGCCAGCAUUUGAGCGCGCCCCGGGGGGGGUCACGGGGUCAAGGGUCACGUGCACACCCUUGCCCUCACCCUCCCUCUCCCCUGCAGACCAGCAUUUCAGUGCGCCCCAGGGGGGGUGACGGGGUCAAGGGUCACGUGCACAUCCUGCACCCAACCAGAGAAAUGGUUGCAACAUUUGCCUGCCAGCUCUAAACUCUUAUUUUGUUUUUUUUUUCCCCUGUAUGUAAUAGGAUGACAUCACGCCCUCUGACUGAGAGAGCCUCUGUCUGUGCUCAGAGCCGACCCCGAUGGUUUUGGCGGCCCCAGAGUGCACCUUUAGGGUGCACCAGAGUGUACAUUUAAAAAAAAACUUGAAUUGUGUGGCCCCAGGGAGGGUUGUGGCCCUAAGCGACUGCAUGGUGUUCAUGGCUGUGGCCAGCCCUGCCACGACUGACCACCCACCCACAUUUUUGCAUGCAAUUGGUCAUUAUUAAUUACUUUUUCUUUUUUAUUUUGGGACGAGAAGAACUUCGUACAGAACAGCAGAGAUAUUUGAUGUAUUUAUGCGGAAAAGGAAAUCAUUCAAGGAUUUAAUCUGAAGCUUUUCUGCGAUCUGAAACUUGAAGCUUGAAAACUCGCAGAUCGUCACAUCGGUGAUCGUUCAUUCUAGUCUGAGAUGCGACAGUGAGACGCCUGCCCUUAUUGGCUGUGCAGCUCAAGCUCUUUAUCCACAGACCCAAUCAAGCGUGGAUUCGGAAGUUCAUCCUGCCUACAGUUGGGGUCUUUGAAAAUAUAAUUGUUAUCAUCAUUUUCUAUUUCAAAAAUAUGCUUUUCUUCUCUAUGUGGCAAGUCACAUUGUUUGUGUUUUAGAGGUGAUGUCCACAGCUAAUGGUGCUUUGAGGCCUUUCUUCAGACACAGAGUUGCUGAGAAUAAAUGUGCUUAUUCAUGGAGAAAUAGAGCUGCAAAACCCUAUUCUCAUGCAAAAUUCCUGAAACGUGUAAAGUGGUCAUUGAAUUGUACGGUCAUUAACAGAAUUUGUGCUUUUUUUUGUUCCUCUGCUUUAAAAAAAAAAAAUUUGACGAGUCAUGCACCGAGGCACAGACCUAUAACACAUCCGAAUGGCUUACCCUGUCCAUUAGGCCUAAUAUAUCAGCCCGUCCAUGUCGUAUAAAGGUCUGUGUGGCAUCGCUUUUGAAAAAAAAAGAAAGAGAAACAAAAAACAAAUACGCAUGAUAAAUGAAUGUGGACCCUGACCAGAGAUAAGCAGGUUAGAUGAUGGAUGUACGGACGCCAGACACGAGUGAGACAGAUCCCUUUGCUUACUUUGAGUUCAGGAGAGAAGUACGGACACAGAAGCUUGAAUGCUCGGUGUUACUUCAGCUCAGGAAGGGUAAACAAAGAGUUCAGAAAGUCCAAUUUGACCUGUAGGAACUGUCGAAACUCACACAGGGGAGGGUUGGAAAUUCUCAGACUGUGCCGAUGACUGACGCACAUCAGAACAAAUUGGGGCGUCUCCUUAAACAGGUCUGCGGUCUCCUCACAGAGAUUUAAUAUAAAAUGACCUGGACCCACAGAUCAGGGCCUGUCCAUCAGUCAGCCAGAGGACCGAUGCCUGUCAGUAGGCAGAUUAACACCAUGAGAGUUAAAUUAACACUGGCGGGGGUUAAUUUAACUUUUAACAGUGUGUGGACAAGGAUGGGGGGGUGGAGGGGGGGGGCAACAUGUUGUUGACUGAGUGUUGGAAUUAUGGCUCCUACGCUGAGAUUUGCCACAGAUUUUUUGCAGACCCCGCCUGACGUUUGUAAAAAUCCAGCGUGGCUCAAGUGGCCCAGCUGUUGAAAGCCAGAACAUUCCGAUCUGCUGCAUCAUGAAUAUUAAUGAGGAGGGCGCGGUCAGAACACUGUGGAAAUUAAUGAGAUUGUCCCUGGGCACGUCUCUUCAUGAUUAUUCAUAAUCAGUAAUUACGAUGCUGGAAAUCCUCUCUUCGAACUUCGUGCAGUAGGGAAAUAAGGAAGAGGGAUAAAAACCAGAGGCUGGUUAUCUGGUUCAUCUAUAGAAUCUGUCUACAGGUUUCCCAAGAAUGCCACUGUCCCAUUCUGUGGAGGGAGAGUAAGGAACGGACCUAUGAUUGGCAGAGGCAAGCGCAAUCCCAUUGGUUGGUGCAGAGCCAGGUGGCUACAAUUAACCACCAUUGGGACUAAAGUGAUGCAUUGUGGGAUGUCAUGACUGGUAUAGCCGAGUAUGGUACAGCUGGAAUCGGAAGUCCUUGUGUUUCAAGGUGAGGUUCCCUCCUUGUUGGUAACCAUCUUUGCUGGAGUGUGUGGAGGCUAACUUCACGCUGACUGAUGUAGCGUUGGAUCGAGGCACAGGCUUUAAUUUACGGCUCAGCUGCUCCCCUGGAGCUGGUGUUAGUGAAACGCCUUUUUGUGUCUGGUUAUUAUGUCUUGUUUUGGUUUAUUUUGG
Messenger RNA from Anguilla anguilla (European eel), 4350 nucleotides. RefSeq names its product somatostatin receptor 2a (gene sstr2a). Gene Ontology annotation, cellular component: neuron projection; membrane. Lineage: Eukaryota; Metazoa; Chordata; Actinopteri; Anguilliformes; Anguillidae. The record is from RefSeq and is a predicted model, not a curated record. Bases 640 to 1809 code for a protein of 389 amino acids. The transcript is spliced from 2 exons. Gene Ontology annotation, molecular function: somatostatin receptor activity; neuropeptide binding. Gene Ontology annotation, biological process: neuropeptide signaling pathway; cellular response to glucocorticoid stimulus; cellular response to estradiol stimulus.